AUGACUGGAGAUAGUCAAGUACUGGUUGACUACCUAUCUACUGCCGCCGGCGACGGUUGCAUUACACACCAGGUUCGUCCAAAGGGAACCAAUCUUAGCCGACAAGUUGUUUUCACGGUAGUACAAAAGCGCCCCCUAGGACUUACGAUGAAUGCGAAUCCAUCACAUUCAAAAUGUCAAGUCGUUGAGAAGUUACUCGAGCCAUGGACACAGCAGUUAAUUGACCUUUAUUUUCAAAAGGUAAAUAUCUGCUUCCCCCUUUUAAAUGAGGAAUCAUUCCGAAGGCAAUAUUCUACUACCAAGGAGCGAUUAUCCCCAGCCCUUCUUUCUUCUCUCUAUGCGCAUAGUCUAGUCUACUGGAAAUCUGAGCCCCAACUUGCAGAACAAAGGUCUCCGGACGUUCGCUUCAUCUGGAACCUUGCCAGCGAAGCUCUACAGUCGGAGCUUUUCCUCUCGCCAGGAAUUUCCACUAUUACCGCAAUAUUAUUGAAUAUUGGAGGCCGACCAACAACUGCCAUAGUAGGUAAUGGUGUCCGACUUGGGAGUGCGGUGUCUCUGGCCUACUCUCUUGGCUUGAAUCAUAACCCCCUUUCUUGGGACAUACCACAGCCCGAGAAAAUGCUUCGAAUGUAUACAUGGUGGACAAUACUGAUUCAUGAUAAAUGGUAA
Messenger RNA from Daldinia childiae, 669 nucleotides. RefSeq lists its product as uncharacterized. The coding region runs from base 1 to 669 and encodes 222 amino acids. The transcript has 2 exons. Gene Ontology annotation, biological process: DNA-templated transcription. Lineage: Eukaryota; Fungi; Ascomycota; Sordariomycetes; Xylariales; Hypoxylaceae. Gene Ontology annotation, cellular component: nucleus. The record is from RefSeq and is a predicted model, not a curated record. Gene Ontology annotation, molecular function: zinc ion binding; DNA binding.